This is a messenger RNA of Phyllostomus discolor (pale spear-nosed bat), 2651 nucleotides long. RefSeq names its product phosphoinositide-3-kinase interacting protein 1 (gene PIK3IP1). Bases 349 to 1155 code for a protein of 268 amino acids. The transcript has 6 exons. The record is from RefSeq and is a predicted model, not a curated record. NCBI's taxonomy places the organism in Eukaryota, Metazoa, Chordata, Mammalia, Chiroptera, Phyllostomidae.
CACAAAUAAAACCAGAAGAGAUGAAAGCCCUGGGGAGGCAGUCAGUACAGGUCUCAAACUGACGAGCUGCUAAGCACGAGCUGAAUUUCUCUGCCUCUUCACGUGGCCGAGUUGCACUCUUGGCUCGGGGUUAGUGAUCUUACAUGGCAUUGGAAGCUUAGGAGCCAGGGGGCGCCCUUUCAGCCGAAAAAAACACCUCGCUGCAAAAGCCAGCUGAGAAGCUCCCAGUUCUAAAGAGAGGCUGUUUACCAGAAGAGCAUACAUAACAAGGGCAGGUCCGACUGCAAGGCUGGGACCCUCCCGCAGAGCUGCCGCCAAGGGGACCCCGGUUGGUCAAUCACCUGCAAGAUGAAGGCGGUGAGGAUGCUGCCGGCUUGGGUGCAAACACUCCUCGUCAGCAACAUGCUCCUAGCUAAAACCUAUGGAUCUGGAGGCUGCUUCUGGGACAACGGCCACCUGUAUCGAGCGGACCAGCCCGCCCCCGCGCCGGGCCUCCGCUGCCUUAAUUGGCUGGAUGCGCACAGUCCCCUGGCCUCUGCCCCCGAGUCGGGCGCCGGCAACCACAGCUACUGCCGGAACCCGGACCAGGACCCGCACGGACCCUGGUGCUACGUGAGCGGCGAGGCGGGCGCCCCGGAGAAGCGGCGCUGCGAAGACCUGAGCUGCCCAGAGACUAUUUCCCAGGACCUGUCAACCUCCAGGACAGAAGCUGAGGAGACACCUGAAGUGCCAAGUGGAGACGAGGUGCAGGUGUUUGCUCCUGCCAAUGCCCUGCCUGCCGGGAGUGAGGCGGCAGCCGUGCAGCCAGUGAUUGGAAUCAGCCAGCGAGUUCGGGUGAACUCCAAGGAGAAAAAGGACCUGGGAACCCUGGGCUACGUGCUGGGCAUUACCAUGAUGGUGAUCAUCAUCGGCGUCGGAGCCGGCAUCGUCUUCGGAUACACCUACAAAAGGGGGAAGGACCUGAAAGAGCAGCAUGACCAGAAAAUGUGUGAGAGAGAGAUGCAGAGAAUCACCCUACCCUUGUCUGCCUUCACCAACACCACCUGUGAGAUCGUGGAUGAGAAGACUAUUGUGGUCCACGCCAGUGAGACACCAGUCGACCUUCAGGAGGGCAGUGCCCCCCUUAUGGGACAGGCAGGCACUCCUGGGGCCUGAGCACCCCCACAAUGGGCAGGAGCCCAUGCAGGGACUGGUACAGAAUGGCCUACCCUCCUGCAGCUGGGAGGAGCUACACUUUUUGUUGUGGUUAAAACCCUUCUCCGGGUUUUUUUUUGUUUUGUUUUGUUUUGGGGACCUCCUAAGACAGAAGCAGGUGGUGCUAUGGGCUGAGAACGAAGAUGGGUAGGGUCCCACCAGUGCUCUUUCUCCAUCCCUUGGAGCAGGGUUUUGCCUGUGGAUGGCGACAGCAGCAGCCCCCAUAGCAGUGCUGCUGACAAGGGCUUCCAGACAUUGCCUGUGCCCCGGAACUGAAUCAGGGAUGGACAGGGAGCUCCCCCAGGCUCCUCUGUGCUUCAUUAUCUAAGGUGGCCUCAUUCUCCACCUUUCCGUUUGUUCUCUAUGGGCUUAUGUGGCGCACACUGUUAUUCAUCCUUCAGGUCAAGCAGGUCAAGAGGGAGCAUCUAGAAAUAUAUCUUUAGUUUAAAAAAUAUUUGGGGUGGAACUCCCUACUGACCUCUGGGAACCAGAAAUGAAUUUGUACAAAAGUCAGAACUGUGGUUUGAGAAUGGGGUCGAGGCUGGGGUUUACUGGGUGUGCUCCAGCUCGCUGGUCUGGCAGCGAUGUGCCUUGACAAGAAUGGGCCGGGCCUGGGCCCAGAGACGCUUCCUGUCUCCAAAGGAAAGGAAGAACUGCACUGAACAUUCCACUUAGGAAGAGGGGAGAGAAGGAUCCGCGACUGCCUUAGGCCACAGGAUGUGAGGUGGACCUGGGGUACCCCAGUCUCUCUCCAGGGUGGACAGUGACCUCUCUUCAUUUUGUAGGGAUAAGACAACAGCCAGCUAACCUACGGGAAUCAUACUGUGGGGCCCUGUGAGCUGCUUCUUGAGAGGUUAAUGUGGAAACUAAGCUCAGAAGUCAGGUAAUCACAGCUCAGGCCCCUGCAGUGGCCUGAGUGUACAGGUUGCUCUGUGGCUUCCAGGCCAGCGCCUUCCAGUGAAGGCUACUAGAGCUGGGGCCCCAACCCCUAACUUGUAGAACAGUCAGAAUCAUUGGAAGGGAUCUUCGGGCUCCCAGAGGGGGAAGUGACACCCAAGAUUAUAAAGUUACAGGCAAGGCCGAGGGGAGUACAUUUCCCCGUGGCACUGUGCUGCACUGUGCCAGCAGCUCAGCAGGGCCUCCAAGUCCUAAUGUCACACUCGGAGGCCUUAGCAAUGCCCUGUCCACGGAGUUUUCUUCCCCGAAGCCCUUCUAUUGCCCCAUGUGGAGAGGGGGAUUAGUGGGGAUUGUUCUCUUUAGCAGGCUGUUUGCAGGGGCGAGGGAACCUAGGCCUCAGGGGUCCCUUGCUGUUAAGUGAUGCUGAAGAGACUAUUACUGGUUUCUACUUUUCUAUAAAAGCAUUUCUCUGUGUACAUGUUUUAUAUACCUCAUUCUGACACCUGCAUCUAAAAGUGCAGGAAAUUGCUCUGCAUUUGACUUACAUAAAUAAAUUUAAA